AAAAGUAUCUAAAAGUUUGUAUUUUUGUAUUGUAAUUAUUUUUUUCGUGUAUCCAUGGAACACCAUAACUUGCAUUGGCAAGAUCUUAACCGGCGCGAACGUAUGGACUAUUUACUGAAGACUGGACACAUGUCGGACUGCAGCUUUGUGGUGUUCGGUGAAAUGGGUGAAAGGAUCACAUUUAGAUGCCAUAAGUUUGUCUUAAUGACUGUAUCACCGGUGUUUGAGCGCAUGUUUCAGGGUGCCUUUCGAGAGGCGACUGCUUCCGAAAAUAUUGUCCUUGAUGAUGUUUUGGCUACCGAUUUCAUGGCGUUCAUCCAAUGCAUAUACCCUCAGGAAGACGAUCCGUUGGAUGGAUAUCCUUUGCAAAUAUUGCGAGCCUUAAUUUACCUAAGCAAGAGAUUUCUGGUUACUUACAUGGAGAAGAAUUGCUUAAAGAACUUAUUGAAACGGCUAUCUUAUGACUUGGAUCCCAAUGAAGUAGUUUCGCUAUACGAAUAUGCUCUGCAGAUUGAUGAAAUGGAAAUUUUAAAAUGUGUAAAAGAGAAAAUCAUGGCUGAUCCACACAAAUAUGUGAAUUCCCAGGCUACUUAUCAAUUGAGCUGGAACACAUUUUUCAAGUUCAUAAACGAAUUGUUCACAGUAGUCAAAGAGAAGACUCGUUUUGACAUCAUUGAACGUUACUGUAAGGAACUUGGAUUCGAUCAAUGCCCAGUAACCAGACCAAAAGUUUUAAAUGGCCUACAGUUGCCGGAAACGCAUAAAAUUGAUCCAAUAAACUUAAAUGCAUUUGAUUUUUCCAAGUACUAUCAGCUGACCCCAAUGCAACUGUUGGCAAUUCAAUGGAAGGCAUCGUCCGCAAUCGAAGUCGACAAUCAAUUAAUGCAGGUAUCGGAGAAGGAGCUCGAAAAAAUAUACCAAGACCUGGAAGAACUUCGCAGGGAUUGGAAAUCCAAACAGGAAUUCGCCGAGAAGCUUUUGAAUUCUGUAAAGUAUACAACAAUGUCGUCUUAUGAUUUUUGCGUCGGACCAGGAUCAUCUUAUUUAUUGAGCUGCGAAAAGAAAUUUGACUUCCUAUCACAGAUUUGUGUGGCCGAGCACAAGAUUCGAGCUUUGCGUUUGUCAUCCAACCCCUUCGCUUUUUGUGUGUUGUAAUUGGCAUUGUUACAACAAUUUUGUCAUUUUAAAAUAAAACUUAUUAUUUUUCCAUUCCAUUCCAAGAA
Molecule: messenger RNA, 1223 nt
Organism: Drosophila willistoni
Lineage: Eukaryota; Metazoa; Arthropoda; Insecta; Diptera; Drosophilidae
Exons: 1
Coding region: 55-1155 (366 amino acids)
Biological process (GO): neurogenesis
Cellular component (GO): P-body; cytosol
Molecular function (GO): protein binding
Source: RefSeq, a predicted model, not a curated record